Messenger RNA from Drosophila subobscura, 1141 nucleotides. RefSeq names its product adenosine deaminase-like protein (gene Ada). Bases 37 to 1059 code for a protein of 340 amino acids. The transcript has a single exon. The record is from RefSeq and is a predicted model, not a curated record. Lineage: Eukaryota; Metazoa; Arthropoda; Insecta; Diptera; Drosophilidae. Gene Ontology annotation, molecular function: adenosine deaminase activity. Gene Ontology annotation, biological process: adenosine catabolic process; inosine biosynthetic process.
ACCUCUAACCUACGUUUAUUUUCAUAUUUUUGCAAAAUGUUUAAAUUUUUGAAAGAAUUGCCCAAAGUUGAACUGCACGCACAUCUCAAUGGCUCACUCAACGCCAAUAGCCUGCGGGAUCUGGCUGAGAAGGUGUACGGAAACACCUCGGAGGAGUUCUCGCAGCUGUGUGCGCGCUUUGUUAACUUUGAAAAAGAUUCAAAUCUGGACAAAUGCUUCGAGAAGUUCGCCUUUGUCCACGAGCUGACCUCAACGGCCGAGGGGCUGCAGUAUGCCACGGAGCUAGUCAUACGAGACUUUGCCAACGAUAACAUCCAGUAUCUGGAGCUGCGCACCACACCAAAGGCCAACAAGAACUACCUGCGGCGGGACUAUCUGCGCAUUGUGCUCGACACGAUCAAAAAGGGCCGCGAAAAGUACCCGAAUAUACUGGUGAAGCUGCUGCCGUCUAUAAAUCGAUCCGAGCCCGUGGCGGUGGCCGAGGAGACUGUGGCCUUGGCUGUGGAGUUUGCCAAAACCGAUCCGGACCUGGUGGUGGGCAUCGAUCUGAGCGGAAAUCCAACCCAAGGCAAAUUCACAGAUUUCAGUGAGGCGCUUAACUUGGCCCGCAAGGAGGGCUUGAAACUGGUCAUCCAUUGUGCGGAGAUCGACAAUACCUCGGAGAUUAAGGAGAUGCUGGCCUUUGGCAUGUCGCGCUGUGGACACGGCACUUACCUGUCGAGCGAGGACAUUGCCCAAAUGAAGGCGGCAGACAUACCGAUCGAGUGCUGCCUCACGAGCAAUGUCAAGUCGGGCACGGUAUCCAGCUUUGAGGAGCAUCAUCUGAAGCAGCUAAUGGAAGCCGAUGCCCCCAAAGUGGUGUGCACUGAUGACAGCGGCGUUUUCGACACUACGCUGACAAAUGAGUUAUUGCUGGUGGCAGAAACAUUUAACUUGACCCGCGACCACUGCAUUGACCUCACCAUGGAGGCAGUGAAACACUCGUUUGCCAGUGAUGAGGAGCGCCAACAGAUGGCACUCAAAGUGGAGCAUUAUGUCAACAGUUUGAAAUCAGAAUAGAAUGUAAUUUGAAUUCAUUGUUUUCGAUAAAUGGUUGGGCCUCCAAUCUGGAUAAACUGCUAUCGAAAAGCUGGAGAAAAUA